AUGGAUGCAUCAGGCUUGUUCGUGGAGGAAAAUGGGGCGCCAGAUGACGAUGCCAUCUCCAUCAACUCUACCCUAGUAUCCGAACAUGAUUCAGAUGAGGAGUGGCUCGUCGAAGGUAUCCGCUACCAGACUCGUGAAGGCGGAAAAGACAAAUAUCUGGUGGAGUGGACCGGCUAUCCUAUUGAAGAAGCAACGUGGGAACCAGAGGAGAACGUAACGGACGAGCUGCUUCAAGAGUGGAGAGAUACGGAAGCAAAGCAAGCCCGAGGCGAAGAGGAGCCCUUUGACAUCGUCGCCUGGCAGGAAGCCGUGGACAAGCGUUACGAUGACAAAUAUCAGCGACACCAUAAGCGCAACACUGAGCGGAAGCGACGAGGCCUGCAACUCAAACUGUGGAGGGGCGAAACCAAAGCCGACUACUACGUUAGUGACGAAGAUGUCAGCGAGGACGAUUACAAUGCCAUCAUUCCGCCCCCAAAGCCUGUUGAGCGACAGACAGAGACAAGUCCUAUCGAGGACAUUCGGCCAAAGAAGCCACUCAAGCAGGCGGCCGUGGCAAGACCAGUCCACCGCAAGCGGACCACGAUGGCAGAGAAGGCGACGGAUAGUACUAAGUCGCCAACGAAGAAAAAAGCCUCGUCGCCCGUUUCACAGCCACACCCGCAAUCAUCAUCACUCGCGUCGGCGGCAAACGGGUCCUGGGGGGCUGCGAAAAAGUCGACUGCUAGCAAGCCGGCCGCUACUGCAGCCGUUAGUCGGUUGGCUGCUCCUACGGCAUCUGCAUGGCCUGCACACAAGGCUAAGAAGACCGCCAUCAGCUCGAGGACGAUGAUCAGAUUACACAACAGUGGGAGCGGCAUCAACGUCUUUGCCGCCGGCAAGCAAUCAAGGCAAGGUCGUCAAUUGGUGCAGAACGUGGCAGACCCAACUAAAGAUCCUCGCAUGUUUACAAACUUUCGACUGCGGCGGAAGGCCGAGUUACAAAGCCGUGAUAAGGCAGAUGUGGCGUCUGGCGCUAUGCCGACUAAGCUAUUCAGUAUCAGCAGCGGUCCUCCUGCAGGCUCAAACUCUGACACAAGCCCUGGCACUUCAAGUACCGUUCUUCGGUCUGCUUUGAAGCAUUCGGCCGAUGGCUUGAUGGCGAUAUCCGCCAGCGACUCCAGUGCUACGGUUUCGGAGAUAACCGAUACGGCACUUCCCCCGAGCUCAGAGCCGCAGUCUACGAGGCCCAUAGUCAAGAAUAGGAGGUCUGUUCAGUUUGCCGACUUACCGCUUGUCAAUGAGCCGGAGUUGAUGGGCGAGAUGGUCACGUCGCCAAUCUCUCGCCCGAAAAGACUCAAGUCACCCCCGAUGCCAUCAGACCCGUCUCAGCCAUCUCAGCCACCUCCAAAACCCCGAUCUAUUCUCCGCAAACUGUCCGUAGCAGAAUACCAGUCGCGAAGCGCGGGCCAGAGCUUUGAGAAGGUUGUCGUCCUGGGCCCAUCAGGCACCAAGGGCGUUCAGAUGACGUUUGAAAACAUCAGACCUGACUCCGACCCAUGGCACUCACACUUCGUCAAAAAAGAUUCACUCCAUUUCAGCAGAACCUUGAAUGCCCUUACUUUUACCUCCCAAAGAGGGUCGAUCGUGGGGCAGAACCUGUCACACGGGGCCGUCCGACCGACACUGGCUAGCGACCAAGAAAUUAUCAGCAGAGCCGCUGAACGGCUAAGAUUAGGUCCUUUCGGGGUUGCCUGCUUCCACGAAGAGUUCCUCAUCAUCAUCUAUCCCGCCGACUGUGAGGAUUGGAAGAAGGUGAUAGCUGAAGCCGAAGUCAGCAACCCGGCAACCGUCACGUUGAGAUAUGCCAUAUUCAAACCGCAGUCAAUUGCCACGAAGCCCCUGCCGGCGAAAAGGAGAUGUGCUCCACGGUCAACAGAGCCACGCAGUACAAUCUUUCGGGAUCUGCUCCGUCUCAACUACCGUCAACUUCUAUCACCUGGGAUGCGAGACAUACACCACAACUUCUACCUAGCGUUCCCUCCGUCCAGAAAGCUCUUGCUCGAUGCUGUGAGCGAGUGGCUUCAUGUGGAAAAUCCCUCUUGCAGGGUGUUUUCCACCAAGACUACUGGCGAUUGGGCCGCCUUUACCAAUCCGAAGAUUGUCGCGCAAGGAGUCAUCAUUGUUCACGAGGCAGCCACUGAUACUCUCCGACAGUUCCCUGGCCUGCUCAGGCUACUGACUCACAGCAAGAGUGCAGCUUACGUGUUCUGGUGCAUUGGGGAGUCACUUCAGCAGCACCCUUUGUAUCCUUCCAUCCGGUCCACGCACCACCAGACAGAACCAGGCAAAGUUGAAUUGACGAGGUUUUUCCCCCAUGGCAACGCGAUACUGGUGACGCCCAGCUUCCUGGUGUCGGAGCCAAGACGUGCUCAACAACUCUUUGAGUGGUACAAGAAAACGCAUGACAAACCCUACAACAACCAAAAGAUUGUAGCCGCUGCAAACAUAGUCGACUACCUACGAGAUCUCGCAUUCGAGAGGUCCACUUAUCGCGAUAUAUUGUUGACAGAGGGUGAUGAGCAGCGCCAACGGUCCGACGUAGAGCGAGAACAGGCAGCACAACUAGCAGGCCUGAGCAAGGAAGACUGCACGGCUCGCUUUAAUACUUGGGCUAUUGUUGACGGACUUCGGUUACCUGCUCAGACCAGCAUUGUGCCGGACGAGCAGCUCGAGCCCAUCGUUCUCGCUGACCAAUCCAUCGAUGCCAACGAUGAGCAAAGCCUGGUGAAUUGGUUCGGCUGCUGGUCACAAACUCGAUUCGAUCAGUUCCGGAAGUUCCAUGUCCUGGGCACCGACGGCAGUUCCGACACCAGUCAUCUCAUCAAAGCCUGCGACAUUCCCUUCUACCCUGCGGGCGCAGGGCGCGAUCCGGGAGCCGAGCCAAGGAGUGACGGUCCUCUUUUGGAACCUACUGCAAGCGACCCCGACCAUCCCCGUCAACCCCACGAUGGUGUAACCAAGAUGCUCGGGGGGUUGGCUGCUCACUUCUUUUCUACCAAGUUGAUGGAGCUGGCAAAGGAGUGUGACAAUGCCAGGUGGUGCCCGUUUGCGAAGCUGUACGGCUUCCCAGUUUCUUACUUCAAAGAUAUCGCCGAUACUGCUGACUCAUACGGAGAUUUCCAUCGGAACUUUGCGACGUUCGAGAGAUGGUUGGAGUUUCCCUGGCCAUUCUUCACUCAGUUCUUGCCAGGCUUCCGACCCCCAAGCGACGCACGUGGGCCACCUGUCUUCAACACCUACUUUACCUUGUUCUACACUCCCGACGAAGAUUCCCAAUGUAGACCACCCACCCGUCACCCAUGGCUCGCCAUUUGGCGAGUUCAGGCACCUCACAGGCCGUGGGAAGGGACAGAGCUCCUCAUCUGGGACAUUGCAGCCAAGGACCGGUUUCCCACGGGAGACCGCUUUUACGAGUCCCAGCUCACCUCGCCUCAACAACAUCUCAUCGGGAUGAUACGAGAAAAGGGGGCAGCCAAGCAUCGAGGUCUUGAUUUGAAGCAGGUCUGGAUUGGAGGUUUCGAUUCAGUCCCCACCGAGUACACCUCGCCGAUCGAUGUGACCUUGGCCAACCUGGAGGCCAUGAUGAGAGAUGUCAAGGGAUAUCUUCCUGCAAUCGAACUUCUUCUUUCCUCGAGGGGUUUUCACAAAAUCUAUCCCGGUGCCGCGCCUGCCCCGAGAAGGCCCAUCACGCCAGAUGGGAUGGACAUCGAUCCGAUCGUCCGUCCUCAGAAUCACAACGGCGAUGGCAAGAUCAUCUUUCAUCCGCCCCGCGCUUGCAGACCGAUCCGGCACAGCCGGUGCGAGAACCUGUUCUACAAGUGGGUGAUGAAUCUUGACAGACGGGACAAGCGUAAGGCGUACCCCUAUACGUUCAAACCGACCCUAGACUGGUAUCAGGAGCAGCAAGUGGCGGAGAACCGAAACUUUGAGCACAUCAACGUCUCUUCUUGGAAGCGCGUCUUCGAGUUGGUACGCAUUCCUCCCACCAGUGGGAAGGACAGCGAGGGGACGCGCGUGGAGAGCAAGAAGUGA
Molecule: messenger RNA, 4074 nt
Organism: Colletotrichum higginsianum IMI 349063
Lineage: Eukaryota; Fungi; Ascomycota; Sordariomycetes; Glomerellales; Glomerellaceae
Product: chromo domain-containing protein
Exons: 1
Coding region: 1-4074 (1357 amino acids)
Source: RefSeq, a predicted model, not a curated record